Molecule: messenger RNA, 210 nt
Organism: Dentiscutata erythropus
Lineage: Eukaryota; Fungi; Glomeromycota; Glomeromycetes; Diversisporales; Gigasporaceae
Source: the annotation of a GenBank genome assembly
AUGCAAGCGCAGACACAAUGUUUUAAUGCUCCACAGGCUGUACAGUUAAAGGCCUCUCUGAUUCUUAAUUCGCCGCAAUUAGCACAUCUACGUUUCCCUAAUCCCACAAAUCGGUUAAAUUUAUAUUUGCAAACUAUGCAGGCACAGCUUCCAGAUGCCAUACUAGAAGAAAGACCGAAUAUUCUGAUUGAUAAAAGUACUGACAGAUGA